CUUGUUGGUUCCUGAGAGAGAGAGACAGAGAGAGAGUCGCUUUGCUUCCCUCUUCUCUUCUCUUCUCUUCUCUUCUCUUAUCUUCUCCCCCAAAUGGCCAAUGCAAUCGGACUCUACUUUCUCUCCGCCAUGGCAAAGAACAAGAAGCGAAAGUUGGUGAGAAAACGACCACUGAUUAACAAAAUCGACAAGGAGAAGAAGAAGAUGAUGAAGCGAAAGAUGGUGAGAAAACGACCACUGAAUAACAAAAUCGACACGGAGAAGAAGAAGAUGAUGAGGCGAAAGAUGGUGAAGAAUCCUCAACCAGAGAAUAACAAUUUCGAGAAGAACAAACAGCUGGUGGAGAAAACCCUAUCAGCCCCAAAGGAGACUAAGGAGGCUGAGAACGACGACGACUCGGAGAAGAAGAUCCAGGAGCUUUUCGAACCCUACAGCAAGGACCAGCUCCUCGACUUCAUCAUCCACGCUUCCGUCAAGGAUGCCGCCGUCCUCACUCGCCUCCGCGACGCCGUCUCCCAUCGCAAGGUCUUCGCCAAGCAGCCGAGGAAGAAGGUCGACAAUCUGAUUAAGUCAUGCUGGUUAGCCUCUCUGGACACUGCCGUCUCCCAAAUUGGACAGACUUCAUCUGCUUCUAGGGCUCCUGGCGCUGCUGCUUCUUUCUGUGGGUAUUAUCCACCAUCACACGUACCACCCGAUUUCACAAAUGUGAUGCAAUCUGAUAAGGUGAUGCAUGUCGUUGUGCCUUCAAAUUCUGGGCAGGUUAAGCAUUGCACUCAUAAUUUUUCAACCUCCCUGGGAAUGGGAAUGCAUGUGGAUUCGCCUCUUUGCAGCUUUGUAGUGGAUGGCACUUGGUUUCAGUCAAAUUGCGAAGCGGGUUUUGCUUGGGUGGCAUUCGAUGAGCAUGGAAGAAGGAUAGCACAGGAUAGUCAUGCAUUUUUCGCUGUUUCAGCUGGGGUGGUGGAGGCCAUUGCAAGCUUAGAAGCGCUGAAAUGGGCGGCCAGGCAGGGAUUCCGAAAUUUGGCAGUUUCGACAGACUGUCUUACUGUGGUGAAGGCUCUUAAAGAUGAGACUUCUUGUGAUGACUCUGCAUUGCUUAAUGUUGUUAUGGAGAUUCGCUGGUUAUGUAAUAGUUUUGAUUAUGUUGUAGUUAAAAAAGUUGAAAGACAGGUGGUUCACGAAGCUCAUGUUCUAGCCCGAGCUGCCUUGGGUAGGACCAGCUAGUUUGUUUGUUAGUUUUUUUCUCUUUUCCCGUAUGGUUUGUUGACUCUUUGUUUUGUUUUGCUUUUUGUUUGGGUACAUUACAUUAUAGGGAGAGAUAGAGUGGGGAGUUCAAACUAGUGACCUAAAAACAAAAGUUUUGGCCACUAGACUAACAUUUGCAACUUUUUGGUUUUUAAUGCUCUGUUCUUGCUGGGGACUCUUCUCUAAAAAUGAGGUUUAUUUAUUUAUUUA
Messenger RNA from Camellia sinensis, 1452 nucleotides. RefSeq lists its product as uncharacterized. The record is from RefSeq and is a predicted model, not a curated record. Gene Ontology annotation, molecular function: RNA-DNA hybrid ribonuclease activity; nucleic acid binding. NCBI's taxonomy places the organism in Eukaryota, Viridiplantae, Streptophyta, Magnoliopsida, Ericales, Theaceae.